CUCCGACGUCGGCAAGUAGGAAAAAUAGUUAGCUAAGCUUAUCCUGUCAGAUGGUAGCAAUAACGAGCAAUGCUAUACUGUAGUGCGAAGUAGUGUAAUUCAUAACAGUAUCUAUUUAUUUCAUCAUAUGAAUCUUUAUAUAGUAAUCGCAUAUUCAAAUUAUAACAAUUAAAAGUGAAAAUUCUUUAAGUUUGGUGCAUUAAAUGGAGGACAAGAAAGAAGACGGAGAAUCGGAGAUACAAGAACACGGACCCGAGCACUGGUUUUCAAAAUGGGAGCGGCAGUGUUUGGCCGAAGCGGAGCAGAGGGAGCUGAGCGAGGAGGAGGCCGACAACCACCAAGAUAAACUGUGGCAUCUUUUCCAGAACUCCGCCACUGCAGUGGCACAGUUAUACAAAGACCGAGUAUGCCAUCAACAGGGCCUGUCGUUGUGGGUGCCAUUUCAGAAUGCUGCUACAGCGGUGACAAACCUCUACAAAGAAAGUGUGGAGGCUCAUCAAAGAAGCUUUGAUCGGGGCGUACAAAUAGGCCACCAGCGCCGUAAUAAGGACAUGUUGGCCUGGGUGAAAAAGCGCCGGAGAACCAUUCGUAGAGAGGAUCUUAUAAGUUUUCUAUGUGGCAAAGCACCACCACACAGGAGUAGCAGGGCCAGCACUCGGUUGUCCAUGGUGGCUCCCAGCCGGGCUAAUUCACCAGCUGAGACCGGCUCAUCUGUAGAAGCAGACCUCCAGCCAUUCAGGGAGGCCAUAGCACUGCAUGGCCUUAGUGGAGCCAUGGCGAGUAUUAGCGUGCGCUCCGGUGCUCCAGGGUCUCCCACACACGUGAGUGGGAGCAGCAGUAAUGGAGGAGGUACUGGCGGAGGUGGAUCCUCUGGCUCGGGGUCAGUCUGCCGCAGCAGGCGCAAUGGACUUCAAGACGUCGACUUGAACACUUUCAUCUCAGAGGAGAUGGCCCUGCAUCUGGACACUACAGGGUCUGCCUCUGCUGGAGGAGGGGGAACCAGGAAACGAAACUCCACCCAGUGUAGUGACGUCAUCACAGACUCCCCUACACACAAACGCAACAGGAUGAUCUGAUUCGCUGCCUGCCUCUGUGUGAGAUGGGUGGGGGAAGCCUUCAAAGCUGAGGCAAAAAGUAGAUGGGAGUGGACUGGCUAUUGUGGGACAGAAGUGCAGAUGAGUAGACCGACGUGCGGAUGUCUAGCUGUGCAAAAAGGAAAUGGGCUGAAAAUUAAAUGGACUGACGGUACUAAGUUCAGUCUGGAAUUUUGGACAAUUUUUGUUUUUCUGAACACUUGACUACAAAUCACUGACCUGCAAUCAGAAGACUGAGUGUGAACAUGAGAGAUGGUGAGGUCAGGACAACAUCACACACUCCUGUCGUUACUUCCCUUGAAAGGAGACAUUGCACACUCCUAAGUUACCGCUGCCCUGGAAGGGAAACAGACGGAAAUCACAAACUGAUCAAACAGUUCUCCAAGGAGUGAAAACGCACAGCUGCUUUACAAGUAAAAGCCACUUGGUCCUUGAAACUGUUCCACCCUUUCCUUCUUUAGCCUCGCACAUCCUCACCCGACACCUCUUGAAUGAGGAAGUGAGGGCCAUGAUCAAAUCAUCUCACUCGGUGACGAGUUGCUCGCCAAAUGUUAGACACCGCUCAAACAUCCCACCUGUUUUCUGUUCCCUCAUCAUUGCAGCUAUUGGUGGUGAGGAUCCAUAAUCCUGUAGGACAGAUCUGCGGCAUCAUCCUGUCUCACCUGCUGCUUGUAACCAGUAACAUUUUCUGGCUACUCGACUGAUGGCAUGUAACUACCAAUAGCAGGCUACUGAUGUUUGGAAAUGUAGGUCUUUAUUCUCCAACUGCUCAGCUUCAACAGUGGCUUUAUUAGGUUCAGCCGCCAAGUGUUAAAAUUCUUGUUGCCACUGUUUUCUGCAGUGAUAACCAGGAUAAUGUUAUGUUCUACUCUGUUUUUGUUGUUCAGGAUAUGCAUAUUCUGUGUAUACAGCUUCUCAGCCAGCCCCGUUUUCUGACUGCGGUGCCCUCUUUACCUUUAGCCCAGUCUUAUCACAAAAGCAGCUGCUGGUUUAUGUAAUUGUGAUUGUUAUUUCUUUUUCGUUGAUGAGUUGCAAUAAGGAUUUUUGCACUUAGCUUUCACUUCUAACUCAUGCAAACAAAUCAGCUCUUCCAUUGUAUCCCAGUUGUAGCCUUGUCCAGCCAUACACAGGUCCACCCAUUACUUACUGAUUGGUGCUUGGAGAAAACACUUGAUAUGAUUUGUAUAAUUGCUCUUGCAUACACCUCUGGUUCUGACAACUCUUUUAAAAAGACUUGUUUGAACAGAUUUCGGAGCGUUUCAGUGUAUGGGUUCUACUUGUACGUUUGGACUUGGAGUUGUUCCCUGUCUUAAAAAUGUAAAUUAUUGGCAGAUAAUUGGUGCUGUCAAAUAAAAUGUAAAACUUACAAAAGUAGCGAUUCUCAGCGACCCACCAAACCCACGCCAGCAAGGACACACUGGCCUCUUGGUGGUGAUGGCUGUUGGAGACACUGCUCUUUGUAUUAGGGAUGCGGCUGUGUUUUUUAUUCUUAUUUUAACUGCGAUGAAUCAUCUGGGGCCUUGUUUCAUUCUUGAAAUGGAUGUUGCCUUCCAUUCAUUUAAGGGGGCAGAGUAGGAGACACUGAUAUCACAAGUCAGAUUUGUCAGUAUAUUCAGCAACCAGCACUGUAUCCAUUUUGGCUAAUUUUUGGGUACUAACGAAACAUUAUUGGGGAAAUACAUUUGAAUUGUGGCUAUAAUAAACUAUUUGAGAUAUGCUUUAAUUUAGCAUAGGAAUAAUUAACAUUUUUUGUAGCUCUGUCACAGAUUCUUAAUGGGUUUUGGAGGUGCCCUGCCACAUGUGAUGCAGCGAGUUCAACGUAAGCCGACAGGUGUAAAGUCAUCAUCUUGACUGUUCUAAAUGCCACGGCUGACUUGUAAGAUGCCAGUGAUUUCUGCUUAUUCCUUGUUUUUGUUGACUUCUUCACUCCCCAUUACCUUUAUGACCUGGAGACCGCGUUUCCAUCAAUGUUUGAAGCAUGCUCAUUUUAACAUUUGUUACAUUUCGGUCACAGAUUUCAUGUUUUGCUUUUGCAUUUAGGUUGAGUUUUAUAUUCAGCAAUCGCUUAAGAGUGGACCCAGGUCGAGAUUUGAUUCUGUCAAAAAUAUCUUUUGUGUUGAGGAGUUUGAAUACAAGUGAAACCACUGAAUACGAAAAUGAAAAAUCAUAUUGGAAAUGUUAAAUGCAAUCUGUUUGUUCUGCAUGGCUUUGGCUAUCCCAGGUUCAGUCACUAAUGUAACAUUAGAAGGAUAUUUGUUUCUUGAAUUCAGAUUUUGGCCUCCAAGUUUUAGUCUCUGAUUGGACAUAGAGCUCAUCCUAUUCUUUCUCCAGACACUUCACUGGCAUUGGUAGCAUCCUGACUGAAACCAGAUGGUGCGUUUAUGUAGAAACGAGUACUUCUACCCUCCCUGUGGUUCGGCUGCAUGACGAUGUGUUGGGUAAAAGAAAAGAUGUGAAGUGUCUGCUGACAGGGAAAUCAAAGUAAAAUUCUGACUAUCAAAGGACUGUUUGUACGUGGAGGGCUGUGGUCUUUAUAACCCUGAUGUCGGCCUGCAGUGUUAUAACAGGGGUCACUCUGUUUUUCUCCCCCACCACCCCUGAGCCAGUCAAAGGCCUUUAUCCACAGUUUGAAAAGGCUGACUCAUGCCAUGUGUCUCUGGAGCCAACACUAUUAUCAACUGUUUCUUGAUACUUAUUUGUUUAAAAGUAAUAAAUGGCUAAUCUAUAUACUUAACAUUUAUUGUUGGUAUGAUAUAUGUGGUUCACAUUGUAAAACAAAUAAAACAAUUGAGUUGCAAUUGGAUGGAUAAUGUUUCAUUAAAAAAGGAAAUGUC
Messenger RNA from Betta splendens (Siamese fighting fish), 3928 nucleotides. It is a transcript of the gene hapstr1a, whose product is annotated as HUWE1 associated protein modifying stress responses a. The coding region runs from base 204 to 1076 and encodes 290 amino acids. NCBI's taxonomy places the organism in Eukaryota, Metazoa, Chordata, Actinopteri, Anabantiformes, Osphronemidae. The transcript has 5 exons. The record is from RefSeq and is a predicted model, not a curated record.